AUGGACACGAGCCGCAUGCAGGCCAUAAAGCUGGUUAGGGUAACCAAAGUGCUGGGCAGGACCGGUUCACAGGGACAGUGCAUGCAGGUGCGUGUGGAAUUCAUGGAUGACACCAGCCACUCUAUCAUCCAAAACGUCAAAGGCCCCGUUCGAGAGGGUGAUGUGCUCACCCUGUUGGAAUCAGAAAGAGAGGCUCGGAGGUUGCACUGA
Molecule: messenger RNA, 210 nt
Organism: Acomys russatus (golden spiny mouse)
Lineage: Eukaryota; Metazoa; Chordata; Mammalia; Rodentia; Muridae
Product: 40S ribosomal protein S28-like
Exons: 1
Coding region: 1-210 (69 amino acids)
Biological process (GO): translation; ribosomal small subunit assembly; maturation of SSU-rRNA
Cellular component (GO): ribosome; cytosolic small ribosomal subunit
Molecular function (GO): structural constituent of ribosome
Source: RefSeq, a predicted model, not a curated record